UGUUUUUCUAGGAUUAUUCAAAUCCUUAAUCCUGACGAUCGUUAAUCUGUUUCGCGAGUGUGCGCCGCGACUUUUCGAGGGGACGUGACUUUCAACCGCAGUAUUUUUCUUUGAUUUCGAUUGACCAGAAAAUCAGGAUUUUGAGAACGAAAAAAAAAAAAACCGUUUAGUGUUGAAUCGGAGACGGCGAACUUUUGAGACCAUGUCUGUGUCCGUGCGGAUCCAGAACCUGUUCCCGACCAUGAACUCUCUCAGCGACACCAUGACGUCGCUCCUCAACAACGUCUGGUCCGUGCCUCAACUCUGGUCCGGAAUGUACAAAUACGUGCCGAAUCUCCACUCACUCAUGCGAUUAUUUCCCCGUGAACCCGGGCCGCUGGAGAUUCGUCGCUACCUGUACUUUGCCGACGGAGAAAGUACGUUUCAGUACGAUGACGGGUUGCCUGCGUUGCCGGUGCCUGAUUUGCGUCACACGCUGGACGUUUAUCUCGAGUCUUGCAAGCCGUACUUGACGGAGGAGGAGCUGGAGCAACUGGGUGCAGUGCUGAAGGAAUUCGAGGCCGGCAUGGGAACCAAGUUGCACGCCAAAUUGCUGGAGAAGGCCGCGAAAGAGAAGAACUGGCUGGAGAAAUGGUGGGAAGAAGAGGUGUAUCUCAAGCUCCGACUUCCUUUGAUACCGUAUCUUUACAUGUGCGCUGAAGGGCCUCGUCCGAAAGAGCUGACGUCUUUAUAUCCGUUGGUUCUUAAAUUUGCGAUUCAACCGAAUGAUCUUUUGCGCCCUGUUCAGCCGUUGGCGAUCUGUCUGCACUACACCGUGAAGUUCUGGUUCUUGAUGAGGCAGGGGAAAAUCAAGCCACAAAAGCAGAUGCGGAAAGAUAUGAACGAUAAAAUGGCGAAGCCGUUUUCCAUGCACCAAUUCCGCCGGUUCUUCAACACUGCCCGUGUGCCGAAAAAGGGCAAAGACGAAAUCCAAUGCUACUUCGCCACUGAGGAGGAAGACCCGAAUAACGAAGUGCCGACAAACAUGAUCGUCUUGUACCGCGGCUACUUGUAUUCCGUGCAAGUCGCCGACUUGGACGCCGGGGAAAUCAUGACUCCGCACGACAUGGAAGCCGCCAUGAACUGGAUCAUUGCCGACGCCCGUGGACGCCUGCCGACGAUCGGGCCGAGCGUGGCGGCGCUGACGUGCGACGAACGUGACGCCUGGGCGGAGAACCGCGAGCGUCUCAGGGCCCUGAGUCCCGCCAAUGCCGCCAUUUUGCACGAGAUCGAAUCGAGUCUGUUUGGCUGGAGUUUGCAGGAAGACAAGCCGGAAACGGAGUCGGACGUGCUCAAGAAGCUCAUUUGCGACGGGAUUCGGGAUCGUUGGGCCGACAAGUCGUUCACCUGUAUGCUGUUCAAGAACGGCUGCACUGGGAAUUCCUCUGAC
Molecule: messenger RNA, 1429 nt
Organism: Notodromas monacha
Lineage: Eukaryota; Metazoa; Arthropoda; Ostracoda; Podocopida; Cyprididae
Source: the annotation of a GenBank genome assembly